This is a messenger RNA of Mus caroli (Ryukyu mouse), 2342 nucleotides long. RefSeq names its product CD200 receptor 1 (gene Cd200r1). NCBI's taxonomy places the organism in Eukaryota, Metazoa, Chordata, Mammalia, Rodentia, Muridae. Gene Ontology annotation, molecular function: signaling receptor activity. Gene Ontology annotation, biological process: regulation of neuroinflammatory response. Gene Ontology annotation, cellular component: external side of plasma membrane. The record is from RefSeq and is a predicted model, not a curated record.
AGCUUCCUCUGUCUUUGCUUCACGGUUCUGCACAGGAAAUCCAUUGCGGUGUCAAGUCCCAGAGAAGUUUCUUCUCUUCCAAGUCAGACUAAAGCACGCGAGUGGAAGGAGUUGGCAGGCAGGACGGGGCUGCUCCCUGCGGAUGGGUUAAGAGGUGCGCUACCACGCAGAAGCCAACCCGAGAGAAGAGAAGAGGGAUCCUGGUUAUGGUCACUGCUGCUCCCUUACCUCUGAGGAGAAAAAGUACCGAGUGAGCGGCGGAAAACCAGAAAACCGAAAUGUUUUGCUUUUGGAGAACUUCUGACCUAGCAGUGCUCUUAAUAUGGGGGGUCUUUGUGGCUGGGUCAAGUUGUACUGAUAAGAAUCAAACAACGCAGAACAACAGUUCAGUUCCUGUGUCAGUAGUUAACACUACAGUGUCUGUACAGAUGGGUUCAAAGGCUCUGCUCUGCUGCUAUUCUACUUCACUGACAAAAGCAGUAUUAAUCACAUGGAUAAUAAAGCACAGAGACCUGCCUUCCUGCACAAUAGCAUACAAAGUAGAAACAAAGACCAAUGAAACCAACUGCUUGGGCAGGAACAUCAUCUGGGCCUUCACACCUGACUACGGUCCUGAACUUCAGAUCAGUGCAGUGACCCUCCAGCAUGAGGGGAAUUACUCAUGUGAGACAGUAACACCUGAAGGGAAUUUUGAAAGAAACUAUGACCUCCAAGUGCUGGUGCCCCCUGAAGUAACCUACUUUCCAGGGAAAAACAGAACUGCAGUCUGUGAGGCAAUGGCAGGCAAGCCUGCUGCACAGAUCUCUUGGACUCCAGAUGGGGACUGUGUCACUAAGAGUGAAUCACACAGCAAUGGCACCGUGACUGUCAGGAGCAAGUGCCAAUGGGAGCAGAACAAUGUGUCUGUUGUGUCCUGCUUUGUCUCUCAUUUGACUGGUAACCAAUCUCUGUCCAUAAAACUGAGUAGAGGUGGUGACCAAUUAUCACCACCAUAUAUUCCAUACAUCAUAACAUCUAUUAUCAUUUUGAUCAUCAUAGGAUGCAUUUGUCUUUUGAAAAUCAGUGGCUUCAGAAAAUGCAAAUUGCCCAAAUCAGAAGCUACUCCAGCUGUUGAGGAGGAUGAAAUGCAGCCUUAUGCUAGCUAUACAGAGAAGAGCAAUCCACUCUAUGAUACUGUGACUAAGGUGGAGGCAUUUCCAGUGUCACAAGGCGAAGUCAAUGGCACAGACUGCCUUACUUUGUCAGCCAUUGGAACCUAGAACCAAGAAAAACGAAGUCAAGAGACAUCAUAAUUACUGCUUUGCUUUCUUUAAAAUUCGACAAUGGAAGGACUACUUGGAAAUUAGCUCUUCCAAAGCUCUUAAAAAGCACCAAUGUUCUAUGAAUUUGCAUUUAAAUUCUAUCAUUGGAAGUUUGGAAUCUCUGCUGCUACCUGUUAAUUUUAGAAAGAACUGAUUUAAUUAUUACAAAGAAAGCACAUGGUUAUGGUGAAAUAUCAAAUUGUGCAAUAAAGUAUGAUGAAAACUGAGUUUCCUCAAGAAAUAACUGCAGGAAGAACAAUCAUCACUAAAGAAUUUCAAGUGAGUUCUUCCAAAAAAAUUCCUGUGUAUACAUGACUAUGGUAUGUGUGUGCAAUUACAUGUUUAUUUACAAAUGUGUAUAUAUGCACACAUCUGCUUUUCAGGACAUCUCCUUGUCAAAAACACACUGGAGUUCUGGAUUUAUAAAAGCUUAUAAAGUGAGCAUUGGAGAUAUUUUUAUAUAAGCAUAAGUAAAUCUACCUCAUUCUUUUUAAUGGCUACAUAGAAUUCUCCUGUAUGAUUACAUGUAAUUUAAUUAAUCAUGGCCCUUAGAUGGGCAUUUAGAUUUUGCGUUGUGUGUGGUAUUAAACAAAACCAUGUGGAAUGUUUGUUGUGGUGAAUCUCUGCAUUAUUUGCAUUAUUAUUUGAGUGCACCUGUGAGAUAAUUUCUUUGAGUGUAAUGGUCCUGUUAGUUGGAAUGCAUUUUUAUUAUUAAUAGAUAGUCAAACUGUCAGUUUACAUUUUCUCCAAUUGUGUUUGAAUGUGCCUUUCUUCAUAUUCUUAUUCUUAUAUUUUUUAUAUUCUUACUUUCACAUUUAUACUUUCCAUGUUUAAUUGACCAGUUGGAUGAUAUGUCUUACAUUUAUGAUAUUGACUCAAUUAUUUAAUGGAACUGGACUCAUAUCUUUGUCAACAUGAGAGAGAGAGGAAGCAUUUGUAAUGACAGUAUUUCCAACUCCUUGUAUUGCUACAAAAGUGCUGCCAUGUCAUGCACAACAGUUUUAUGGAUAUUAUGAAUUGUGCAUUAAAAUUUUUUUUUUA